AUCCUCAUCAUCUUAUUAUACACCCCACUUCCUCUCUUGCAAUCUCUCUCUCUCUCUCUCUCUCUCUCUCUGACUUGCCAAUCUCUCUGUGGCGGCUCUUGUUUAAGAUUAGAUCGGCUUCUCCUCUCUCGCUUUCCAAAUCGAUCUGAUACCCAUACGAUCCGUGAAGGUUUCACCUCCAGAAUCGCCAUGGUAGUCGGCGCACAACCAAAGCCGCAACCGCAAUCACAACCCCAACCCCAACAGCUGCAGCAGCAGCAGCAGCAACCCCAACCAGAGGCUUCGGCUGAAGAGGAGGCCUUGAAGAGGAACACCGAUUGUGUCUACUUCCUCGCCUCGCCCGUCUCCUGCAAAAAGGGAAGUGAAUGUGAAUAUCGCCACAGUGAACAUGCUUUGUACAAUCCUAGGGAUUGCUGGUUCUGGUUGAAUGGGAAUUGCUUAAAUUUAAAAUGCUCGUUUCGGCAUCCACCUCUUGAUGGUUUGUUAGGGAGCCCAGCUGCAAGUUCAGCUGGACCUUCUUUGCCUCUAUCACAUACUGCGACAACGCCUGCAACCAAUGCUACUUUCAACUCAAGUAAACAAGCAGUCCCCUGUAUCUUCUUUCAAAGGGGAUUUUGUUCAAAAGCUGAUAAAUGCCCCUUCUCACAUGGACCAAAUCCUAUUACUAGUAGUAAAGUUCCACAGACCCCAGCAGCUACCCAUGGUACAGAACCUUCAAGUCUUAAGAAGAUUUUUGGUGGCAUUCAGAAGUGCACUCAAGAGAUGAAGAUUCCUCAGGUAAGUGCCUCAAAGAUUGUUGGAGUGCCUCCUCAAUCCAAACCUGCUCCAAAGGUUGAAACUGCACCACCAAGAAAUGGAGUUGGCAUUGAGAGGAAUGUACUAGUAACUAGAGACUUUGACGAUGAGGCUCUUAGAUACAAGGCAAGAAGUGUUUUGCCUGCUAUGAAUGGAGACUCUACAGGUCAGGCCAAUCAUUUUCUUCAGGCUCAUGUAUCAGAAAAUCAUGGUUUCCAAAAUGGCAAGGAUGUUGAUGAGCAUUUGAGGGAGUCUUCUCCUGGAUUUGAUGUUCUUGUAGAUGAUGAGCUUGGAGAUUCUGAUUACUACCAUGGUGAAGAACAAUUUGGAAUAAAAAGAGGUCAUGACGGAAGGAACUUGAAUUCUGUGAAUGAGUAUGAUUUGGACUGUCCUACUGAUUACAAUUCAAUUGCUGAUGGUGAUCGAGAAAGGUUUCGUGACCCACGAGGUUAUGACCCUUAUGAUCAGAUGCAAGGGAGAUAUGCUUGGGACCAGCACAGGGCUUCAUCUGAGAGACUUCUAGCGGGCUCUGCUCAUUCAGAGAGGAGGGGUUAUCGUAAAUCUGAUAGUCCAGAUCACAUUGGUGGGUCAGAUCUGCGACAUCGUUUGUCCAAACAUAGGAGGGGAAAUGGUCUGAGAUCCAUCAUCAGCAAUGACUACGAUGGACAUGUUGAGGAGCGAAAAAGCCGUCCUCGUAGGGAUUCACAGCAAUUGCCCUCACAUGAGGGCUCCCUCAGCAGUCGUCUUCGUGGUAGAAUAAAGCUUCCAGGUGGAUCUUCUCCAGUCAAUAGUAGUGACUUGCGCCAAGAGAGGGAAGCUGACAGAGGAAGGAGUCGUGACAGAAGUCGCGAUGGAUUGUCACCCAGAAGGCCUCAAAUUAUGUCCCACCAAGGAAGGCUUCGAGACAGAAUACAAGGAAGGGUCCAAGUGGACUAUAAUAAUGAGGUUAGAAAUUUUGGGGUUCCUCGUAUGAGGAGAGAGAUAGUGGAUGAAAGAAGCACAGAGUUUUCUCAUCCAAAACGUCUCUCAGAGCUGAAAGGUGGGGUAGAUGCAGAAAUUAGGGAGCAUUCUUACCUUGGAAAACCAAAUAAUGUGAAGAUGGAUAAUAAUCAGCAAUCUGAAGGUGAUCUCUCAUUUGAAGGGCCAAAGCCUCUUAGCGAGAUUCUGAAGAGGAAGAGAGAAGCUGAAGCAGCUGCAGCUUCUGGGAGCAGGAAAAGAUCUUCUGUUAAUAAACAACGCAACAAUGAGAAAGAAGGCCCGGUGAGAAAUCCAGGUGGCUCCGAGACAGGAGCUAUUACAAUGAUGCAUAACAGUCAGUCCCCUGUGGCCAAAGAAGAGACAAAGUCUGCAACCACUGAUGCAGUUGGAACUGAAAAUGAAAAAAUUGAUGUGGCUCCUGGCCAGUCUUCCGAAGGACAUAAUGAUGGUGAGCUGGAGACUGAAGAUGGUCUGAUAUAUGAUGAAGCACUUGAGGACCACGAGCUUGAGGGUGAAGAUCAGAGGGAAGGGGAAUAUGAUUAUGAACAAGGAGAGGAUGGUGAAUAUACUUAUGAAGAAGGUGAAAAUGCAGAUGGUGAAGAGGAAUACCUGGAGGAGGAAGACGGGGAUGACUUUGCUAAGAAGAUUGGUGUCAUGUUCUCUUGAUUGAGUUAAUGGAAAAUGGGUGGGAGAGCAGCAACAAAGAGAAGACUGACUGCUCUUUUACAGAACCUUUCAAACUCGUUUGGUUCUGAUCAACUAACGUGGCUGCUCUGGUUUCUUUACAGAAUUAGGGAUAGCAGGCCUUUUUUGUUAAUUGAAGCCUUUUCAUUGUAUUUACUCUGAUUUAAUGGGAAUUUUUCCUUGUGCUUGAGGCAUUUUGCCGUGCUUGUUUGUGUGCAUGGCUGCUGUAACAAUAGAUAUCAAUAAGAUCUCUAUUACUAUU
Messenger RNA from Rosa rugosa (rugosa rose), 2719 nucleotides. Its product is annotated as zinc finger CCCH domain-containing protein 17. The record is from RefSeq and is a predicted model, not a curated record. The coding region runs from base 190 to 2439 and encodes 749 amino acids. Gene Ontology annotation, molecular function: metal ion binding. NCBI's taxonomy places the organism in Eukaryota, Viridiplantae, Streptophyta, Magnoliopsida, Rosales, Rosaceae. The transcript is spliced from 3 exons.